AUGAGGGAAAGAAGCCAUCCUUAUUCGUUACUCAGAAAGAAAUUCGUAAAAACAAUGAGUAAGGAGAAGCCAAAAAUAGAUGUAUGGACGGCUGAGGAUAGGCAAAAGAAUAGAUUGCCUACUAGGGGAGUAAACAUCGAUGUGAAGGAUGUAGUAGAGGAAAGGCCGGUAAAUUCCAGCAAUCCGCCGAUCAUUGGAGAAAAGGUUUUGAUAAAACCAUACAAGGGAUUUUCGAUGGAUGAAUUCCUUUCAUCUGUCCUUGAAAAAGAAAGGGGGCUAAGAUUCAACUUUAGCCUCAUCAAUUCUGUGAUACUCCAGUUUCUGGACCAUGGAAGCAUCAGGUCUAUCUUAUCUAUAGAAUCCAUAUUUAGAGCAGCCAAGGAAUUACCUCUUGUCCUUAUUUCUGGAUAUAUUUAUCUUGAAAAAUAUGUGAAGAAAGCCGGGAUCGUGUUUUAUGAUUGCAAGAAGCUAAUUAAGUUUUUUUUUGGUUGUUGCCUCAUAGGAUCAAAGUUCAUUUACGAUACUCGACAUCCCGAUGAUCUGUUCUUUGUGGGAAUAAGCCCUGCUGAAAUCUUUCGUAUAGAGGGAUCAAUUCUAUCUGCCAUAGACUAUGAUCUUGAAAUAUCUAAUGAUGACAUUAGGAAGGUUAUUCUUCAGAAUAAGGCCUCACUGAGUAAUAAGGAACAUCUUAAUGCUCAGUUCAACAGAGCUAUUAGAACCCAUUAA
Molecule: messenger RNA, 726 nt
Organism: Encephalitozoon romaleae SJ-2008
Lineage: Eukaryota; Fungi; Microsporidia; Unikaryonidae
Exons: 1
Coding region: 1-726 (241 amino acids)
Source: RefSeq, a predicted model, not a curated record